Molecule: messenger RNA, 1650 nt
Organism: Phyllotreta striolata
Lineage: Eukaryota; Metazoa; Arthropoda; Insecta; Coleoptera; Chrysomelidae
Source: the annotation of a GenBank genome assembly
AGAGAAAAGCGUAGUGUGCACUCUUCGAAGAUGGAUACAAAAAUGGAAAAAACAGAACCAAGAGACCGGUUCAAUCUGGUUCACCUCUGCUCCUUUUUACUGGGCUUCAUGUCGAUGGUGCCCUUCUUCAUAGUCAGCACCUCCGCAGGCUACUGGAUGUACAAAUUUCGAGAUCCAUCCACGGGGUCCAGCGAGACCAAUGGCAAUAACAGAACCACAUUACAAACCUACUUCCAAUCGGCCACGGGCAUAGCCCAACAAUUACCUUCCGUGCUCUUCGCCCUAUUUUGGACUGCUUUUGGACACACCAUCACCCCCAUGAAGCGUACCAUGUGGUCUUUGGUGGCAUUCAUCGGCUUAUAUGUAGUUUUUACCGUGUUCACCAAAAUCGAUACGGAUUCCUGGGAAGUAGAAUUUUUUUCAAUAAUAAUGAUCCUUCUGGUGAUCAAUACAGCUCUAAUGGCAACUCUACAAAUGUCCGGAGUGGUGUUAAUGGCGAAGCUCACUCCCAGCUACCUGAUGUACUACCUGGUGGGUCAAAACGGGAAUUUCUUCGUCACCAUAUUGCAAAUCAUCUGCCUCGCUGUGACCGACGACCAGACCACCACAGGACUGAUUUAUUUCAGCAUCAACACCAUCGUGAUCGUCAUGUCGGUGGUGCUGCUGAUGCUCUCCAAGAGAUCGGAGGUGUUCAGGUACUUCGAUGUGGAGAACGUGAAGCACCAGACCUCGGAGACUUUGAGCUGGAGAGAAACGUUGGAACUAGCGAAGAAAAUCUGGCCCUGCCUGUUGAUCAUUUUCCUUAGCUACUUCGGCGCGACUUCGGUGCAUCCUAGUAUCUCCACUUUGGUGGUGUCCCAGUACGAGUAUAAGAAAAACGAUUGGUCUAAAAAGUAUUUCACUCCGGUUGGCGCUUUUCUUAUAUCGGAAUGUUCCGCUAUUAUAGGAAGAAUUACCUCCAAGUAUACGAUUAUAAAUAAUAAAAACAAAUGGUUGUUCAUUGUAUUGGCCUUUGUGAGAACAGUAACACUUAUACCGAUUGGAUUGUUUUUGAAUGCACAGCCCAGGAAUUUACCUGUGAUUUUUGAUAAAGAUUGGGAGUUUAUGCUGUACAUGUUUUAUUUCGGCUUUACUUUGGGAUUUUUGAUGAACAUCUGCGCGAUGAGCAUGAAAGUUUUAGCUCCGGGUCAGCAAGAACAAGCAUUGAAAUUAAUGUCUUUAACCAUAUCGGUUUGCAGCGUUAUUUUCGUUGCAAAUGGUACAUUGACUGUUAUGAUGUUAAAACUUUAGAUAUAACUAACUCAAUUUUAUUGUGAUUUACUUGGCAGUAUUAUAAUGUAAUAAAUCUCUGUCGGUGUUUUAAUGUCGUUAAAAGAUGAAAGCUUUGUUUUUAGAAUUUUGUAAAAUCGUGAUAAUUAUUACUGUUCGAUUAGAUUAAUUCUUUUAGAUUAUACGAUUAUUAUCUUGUAAAAAUUAACCAGUAUUUUUUUGGGUUUAUCACUCGACUCGAAGACGGUGAAAGAAUAAUUUGUUAGGUAGUAAAAAUGGACAGUAAGUACAUGAAAGAUUUUUUUCGAAAAAAAUAACUUUUUACUCGCUUCGUAAUAAGUAAAUACAAAAUUCAUAGUCAAUUUAGUUCCUGAAUAAUUU